Messenger RNA from Lactuca saligna, 381 nucleotides. The record is from the annotation of a GenBank genome assembly. NCBI's taxonomy places the organism in Eukaryota, Viridiplantae, Streptophyta, Magnoliopsida, Asterales, Asteraceae.
AUGAUACUUGAAAUCUCAAGAUACAGGGUGUUUCGGGAAGCGGGGCUUCUGCGGAACAAGGGGGAGACAAGGAACAAGGAACAACAAACAAAGACUGAAGCUGACCGGAAGGGUAAUGAAGCUUCCGGUUCAGAUAAAGAUAAAGGGAAAGGCAUUUCGGUAGAUGAAAAUGAAGAAAUUCUUAUUGAAGAAGAAAGGGCAGAAAGAGAAAGAAGUGAUAAAGAGCUAGACGAUCUCCAUGCUCUUCGGAAGAAGUUCGAGGCAAAAGAAGUUGAGACUAAGAAUGUGAAACUGGUUCUUAAGAUACAUAAAUCAUUGUUUCAUGCUUGGUCUAUGGAACGUAUUCAGAAAGAAGCCAUAGAUUAUCCAAGUCUCUGUUAG